AUGGCUCUGUGUCCCUGUGUGACCCAACGAGAGAAACAUACAGCUGCCCUCAUUGCUCACAUAUCAUGUCCGCUGAUUUCUGGGCAGGCUAUAUUAGUGGUGCUGCAGGAAUUAUCAUUGGAAAUCCAUUGGAUCUAGUCAAAGUACGACAACAAGCUGGGUCAACCGCAGCAGCCUCCAGCGAAUUUGAGUCGCUUGGUGCUUUUUGGAGAGGUAUCACUGCGCCUGUAUUAGGCUAUGGUGCAUUGAACGCUCUCCUCUUUGUGUCGUACAACCGAACCCUUCUUACUCUUGGUGACGACCCCUCACAGCCGUCUAGUGCUUGGAAGAUCUGGUGCGCUGGUGCUGUUGGUGGAUUCGGCACUUGGGUCGUGUCUGCGCCAACGGAGUUGAUCAAGUGUCGUGCACAAAUCAGCUCAGGCGAACACAGCUCUUGGACAAUUGCAAGGAACAUUUGGACUCAGCAUGGGCUGAGAGGAUUAUACCUUGGAGGCGUUGUUACCAGCAUCCGGGACGCGAUGGGAUAUGGCUUUUACUUUUGGUCGUACGAACUCACCAAGCAAUGGCUGACACGGAGCCCUGAAACACCCCAACAGCAAGCUGUCAGGGUGUUUCUUGCUGGUGGCAUCGCUGGCAUAGUCACCUGGGCUUCCAUCUUCCCCUUGGACGUUAUCAAGACAAGGAUGCAAACACAAACGUCACCACUAUCGCCUGCCAAUCUUCCUACAACAGAGGAGUCAACCCUUCUUCGCAAUGGAGGGGGCUCCUCAGGCCAGGAACCCCGGAUCCGACAAGGUGCAAUUGCAAUCGCAAAAGAGUUAUAUGCUUCUGAAGGCAUAAGAGCCUUCUUUCGAGGGCUACCAACUUGCAGCGUCCGUGCAUUCAUAGUCAAUGCCGUCCAGUUUGAGGUAUAUGAGUUGAUCAUGCAAUAUCUAAAGCCCGCACAACCUCAGCCGGGUGUUUUUAUGAUCUAA
Xylona heveae TC161 is the source of this 974-nucleotide messenger RNA. RefSeq names its product mitochondrial carrier protein. The transcript is spliced from 5 exons. Gene Ontology annotation, molecular function: transmembrane transporter activity. Lineage: Eukaryota; Fungi; Ascomycota; Xylonomycetes; Xylonales; Xylonaceae. The record is from RefSeq and is a predicted model, not a curated record. Bases 66 to 974 code for a protein of 302 amino acids. Gene Ontology annotation, biological process: transport.